GAACUAAACCCAAUCCCGAGUCUAAUCUAUGUAUUUUGCCAGUCAAGACGAGAGAUUAUUCAAGCGAUGUACCAAAUUUUCUAGGGUUUCUACAGUGAACACUGGAAAAGUGUGAAUUGAACAAAAUUACAGGCAGUAAUGACAGACAGUCAUAAAAGGAUAGCAAUAGAUAAUGGCACAGAUGAUAUAGUUAGUGGCCUGCCAAGAAACUUAAUAGACAACAUUCUAGAGCGCAUGCCUGUUCGAGAUGCAGCAAGGACGAGUAUCUUGUCAAGAAACUGGAGGUAUAUUUGGUCUUCACUCCCACAUCUUGUGCUUGAUAAGCGCUUCUUUGCAGAUAUCAUUCGCAACAACCCACUGUACGCAUAUACGUUUGUGAGCAUAAUCAGUAAUAUACUGUUACUUCACAGUGGCCCCAUUCUGAAAUUUUCUCUCUACAUUCCAAACAUACAUUGUGAUUGGGACCUACAUGUCACUCAGUGGCUAUUGUUCCUUUCACGGAAUGGUAUCAAGGAACUCAUCUUGGAUAAUCGGAAUGUUAAAUCCUAUAAGCUGCCUUCUUAUGUUUUCUCUUGUCCAGAAUUGGCACAUUUGAAGCUCCGUAACUGUGUAUUUAAACCACCAGAGGUGUUUGGUGGGUUUCGUAACCUAAUUAGCCUUCACUUCGAGAAAAUGGCAUUUUCUGCCAAUAUUUUUGGAGCUCUUGUCCCUAGUGUGCCAUUGCUUGAGACGUUGAACUUUUCAGGCUGCACUGGCAUUGAACAUUUUAAUAUCCACUCCCCAAAACUCAAAACCUUCUUUGCCGCUGACAGUCGCGAUGUUAAAUCAAUCUCUUUCCAGAGUACUCCAAACUUGACCAUGAUCUCUAUUGUAUUGGGAAAGAAAGCUGAAAACCCUGGGCAAGGAAGUACAAUCAAUUUGAACAAGUUUCUUGAUAAUUUGCCUAGAAUUUUGAAGAUUUGUUUUGAUGGAUUCUUCCUUAAGCUUUUGGCUGCAGGUCCUGUUCCAUGGGUGCUCUCUAUUCCUUUUAACCAACUGAAGCAUCUUGUGUUUACUAAAAUAAGAUUUGAUAAUCUGGAUCAGAUGUCAUGUGUCCUUUGUUUGCUCAGAAGUUCUCCUAACUUGAAGAAACUCCGGAUGACAGCCUCUGCAGUCAGGGACAAUGCCGUGGAACCGGAUCCAAGUUAUUUGGAAGCACCAGGCUUCAUGUACCAGAUGUUGAACCAACUUCGAACUGUAAAGAUAACUUCCAUCACGGGUUUGAGGGCCGAAUUGCUUUUCAUCAAAUGCAUUCUCACUUGUUCUCCAUUUCUUGAGACGAUGCAUGUUCAAUACCAUCAAAUAGUUGAUGCACAUGAGGGGUUUAGAAUCUCAACAGAGCUGAUGCGAUUUAGACGGGCAUCACCAAGGGCAGAAAUAAUAUAUGUGAAAUCCUAAGUGUGAUUGAAUGCAGGAGGAAAAUGAAAAUGUCUGACCUUUUACCUUUCCCAAAACUCAUAUGCUUGUUAUCUGGUUUGAGGAAGUGGGACUGAAUUGUUAAUUCGUGGACCUCACAAAAAUCAAGUUUACUAUGAAUCUACAUAGUAGGCAUCCACGGUGGGCCUCUUCUUGGGGCUUUGUAUCUGUCUGAUCUCAUACUCAAGAUAUCAAAUGAUUCAAAUUACUUGAGUAGAAACCUUGGAAAUUGGCUUUUAUUUUUUAUUUUUUUAUCGGUCCCUUAAAAAUUGACUUGUAAAGAGAGGUUGUCAAAAACAAUUAUUGACGGGGGAUAAACUUUACUCUGGUAACAAGUAUGAGUAUUUUUGUUAUCAGUCCCUUAGAAAUUGACAUGUAAAGGAAGGAUGUCG
Molecule: messenger RNA, 1847 nt
Organism: Camellia sinensis
Lineage: Eukaryota; Viridiplantae; Streptophyta; Magnoliopsida; Ericales; Theaceae
Product: F-box/FBD/LRR-repeat protein At1g13570
Molecular function (GO): protein binding
Source: RefSeq, a predicted model, not a curated record